CAAAGGACACAUUUUAAAAACGAGAAACAAUUUCCAUUUAAAACUGGGAAAUAAAAACUAUUCGAGAAGGCGUUCAGGUUUUCUUUCUUUUUUUUCUUUUUUUUUGGUGUCGGUGACAGUACAUUUUUACACAAACGUUGAUAAAGGUUUCAGUCCGGAAAAUCUAAUGAUAACCAGGAAAUAUUGCUACAUUUAGAAUUCCAUGAUGUCUGUAUCACGUGACAUGGGUCUAGCGUUAGGAUAACAUUACUCUCUGUCUGACGACAAUAAUGUACUGGGUGUGGACAUUUAUAAUUCUCUCUGUGACGUACAGCCGGGGGACGGGCGCCUGUCCAGACAAGUGUAGCUGUGAGACUGCGUCUUCCUGUGAUGGGACUUACGUAGAUUGUAUUGCUAAAGGACUGACCACAGUACCAACCAACAUCCCAAAGGACACCUGUGCCUUACAUCUGUAUAAUAACCAAUUAACAACGAUAGGAAAUGGUGCUUUUGAGGGUCUGUCAAAUCUACAGACACUAUAUCUUUUUAGUAACCAAUUAACAACGAUAGGAAAUGGUGCUUUUGAGGGUCUGUCAAAUCUACAGACACUAAUUCUGGGUUAUAACCAAUUAACAACGAUAGAAAAUGGUGCUUUUGAGGGUCUGUCAAAUCUACAGGAACUAAAUCUGGGUUAUAACCAAUUAACAACGAUAGAAAAUGGUGCUUUUGAGGGUCUGUCAAAUCUACAGACACUAUUUCUGGAUAAUAACCAAUUAACAACGAUAGAAAAUGGUGCUUUUGAGGGUCUGUCAAAUCUACAGACACUUCCAAUUGACCGCAAUCCUCUUCACUGUGAUUGUCAGCUAGUCCCCUUCCUCAGUUUCGCCAAAUCAAGAAGUUUGGAAUUAGGAUUAGUCGGUGAGCCAACCUGUCACACCCCCGCUAAUCUGAGAGGAACACAGAUUAAGAAUCUACGACUUCCACAAAUGUCCAGGAACUGUAGUUUGGAUUCCACUACAAUUACUGGUACUACACAUCUUGCUACUAGAGAAACUCCAGACACGGGUGUGAUAUCUACAACAGUGAUGGUCCCUGGUAGGUGGUCAACAUGUACCGAAUGUACUUGUAUUGUUAAAUUGUAAAACAAUUUAUUAAAUGCAUGAACCUUCUUCAUAUUCAAAGUACCAUAUAUAUUCGUUUCUGCAUAGUUUGGUUACAUUCACGAUGUUUAGUUGAUCGCUGAUAAAAAGUUUAUGAAAAUAAUAAUGUACAAACACAUAUAUGUAUAUUAUAAAGAGAGAUAGGCUCUAUUUAUGACUUUGUUGUCAACAGCGGCAUGACUAAAACUUUCAAAAUUAUUUAUAACAUGACACAUUGAUACCUAUACUUCUACGCAUUAUUGCAAUGAUACAUUCAAUGUAGUUCUUUGAACUUAAAAAUUUAAAAGUUAUGUCGAUAUCUACAUGCCCCUUCACAUCACAAUACUGAAAAUGUCGAUAUUGUAGCGAUAUCAAAGAACAUGUCACAACAAUGAAAAUCAAAGCCACUACAUUUCACGUGAAUAUCUUAUCGUUACGAUAUUGACAAUAUCACGUGAAUAUCAUAUCGUUACGAUAUUGACUAUAUCACAUGAAUAUCUUAUCGUUACGAUAUUGACAAUAUCACGUGAAUAUCAUAUCGUUACGAUAUUGACUAUAUCACAUGAAUAUCUUAUCGUUACGAUAUUGACAAUAUCACGUGAAUAUCAUACCGUUACGAUAUUGACAAUAUCACGUGAAUAUCAUAUCGUUACGAUAUUGACAAUAUCACGUGAAUAUCAUAUCGUUACGAUAUUGACAAUAUCACGUGAAUAUCAUAUCAUUACGAUAUUGACAAUAUCUUGAUACUUCAGUCAGUCAAAUUGAUACAUCAAUUUUUUGUUGAUAUCAGUACAAUACUAUCGAUAUCAGCAAGUUUAUAUGAUAUGUUAUUGAUACUUUUCUAAUUAUUGGCUAAUCUAGUUUUUAUUGAUAUCGAUAAUGACAUGGUACACUGUGUUGCGUAUCUAAACAUACGAAUAAACAAAUAAAAGGCAGGGUAUGAUAGGAAGACAGCUAUGAGUGUCUUAGAGGUCUAGAAUCAAGUGUGGUAGCAUCAAUCUACUGUUUCCUGCAAAACAAAGUGAGAUUUACCUCCCUGCAGUCAAUACUGUUAAGUACAUAUAUAAUAAUGUGUUAUCGAUACAAUAUAUAUAACCGGUUCACUUAAUUAGUAGCUUAGCAUACAAUUUAUAUCUCGUACUCACUCGGUAAACGCGCACACAUGAUUUAUACGUGAUUUUUUUGGAUGGAGUAAUGAGGAUCAAAAUGUCGAUGUUGCGGGUAUGGAGAAUAUUUCUUCAGCGAGAUACAAUGCCACCUCAUCUUUUUGAUACCGUUACAACAAUAUCGAUAUCAGCAAGCUUCUUCGUCAAAGACUGGCAUACCAAACAUUGUCGAUAAAGGCAAAUCCAUAUGGUACAAGAUGUAAGAACGAUGCAUAAUAAAAACACCGUUGGACAGUAAUCUCAGCGUUUUAAAUUAUGAGAUAUUGACAGUGUCAUCAUUGUUAUAAAGUAUGAAAUAUUGACAGUGUCAUCAUUGUUAUAAAGUAUGAGAUAUUGACAGCGUCAUCAUUGUUAUAAAGUAUGAGAUAUUGACAGCGUCAUCAUUGUUAUAAAUUAUGAGAUAUUGACAGCGUCAUCAUUGUUAUAAAUUAUGAAAUAUUGACAUCGUAGUUUAUAUGUAUAUAUAUUAUUUUGUUGCUGUGAUUUGAAUAGGUAGGUUUAUCGAAACUGAGAGAGGGCGAGGUAUCCAGUGAUUCAACGCUGUCAAGCUUUGUCUGGAUAACACAGUGCUUGAAGUUUGGUUUGUAUUGAGAGUGAAGGGUGACAUCGGCAGACAUUUAGUGCUUUGUGUACAAUUUGUUUCUUUCAGGUGAUAAAUGAAUAUUAGUUCUAAGAGAUUGUAAUUCAAUCAGAGUCGACGACAAUUAUAUAAAUGUAUAUAUAUAUAUAUAUAUAUAUAUAUCGAAAUAGGUUUUUUUAAAUCACAGUGUCCGGUAUAAGAUAUUAAAAGAAAUAUAAUAAACAAUACACAAAGUUAAAGUUAAAAUUUUAACGCAAACGCUUUCAUUUUAUAAUCCUCGGACAUUACAUUUUAAAAUAGUUUUUAAAUUUGUGUAUAUAUAUAUAUAUAUAUAUAUAUAUACAUACAUACAUAUAUAUAUAUAUAUAUAUAUAUAUAUAUAUAUAUAUAUAUAUAUAUACAUGUAUAUAUUAAAGAGAAAAAAUAUUAGAACGCCGAAAUUAAAUCAACCGGUUUCAUUUUCAAUCAUUAACUCUCUUGAAGGUUGAAAAUGAAACCGGUUAAGUUAUUUUCGGUGUUCUAAUUUUUGUUUAUUACAACAUUACCUGUGUGGAUAUUUACAUGUGUUGCAUUAUCUUGUUCAUAACUUGUUGAUAGUUUAGUUUUACAGUUUAUAACCUACCUUAGAUCGAUACCUGAUAUUUUGAUUGUAAUGUAAGUAACGUCUCUGAUCCCUAGACCGGAAGUUCUGGACGUUUAGGUAAGGACUACCUAAACAAUCGAAUGUUUUUUAUUAUCGUGUUUAAUGACACUCAUACCAAGUCAUAGCUCGAUUUCCGAUUUCACUAGUUGUGAAUCUUAUUGACGACUAUUGAAUACAUAGGAUUGGAGGAAGAAGUUCCAAUUAUUUAAUUCCAUUUGAAAAAAAAUAUCAAAUAUCUAUUCGUAUCGCAUAUUCAAAUCCCGUGUCAAAUAUUAAAAUAUUCAUUACUUUGAAACAGCUUCUGGAUGAGUGACCCCAAGGUUCCCGGUUUUAUUAUGGUGGCUUAGUGUCCUGUACCUAGUGGUAGAUGGAACAACAAAUGUACAUGGGAAAUGGAAACAAAGUGACACAUUAAAUUUACUAUCAUAUCAUGUCCAUAUUUCAGAUUUCAUCUUCAGCCUUUGAAGCCAUGCAUUCAAGAAGCGUCAUCCAUUGUAUCAAACUAAGGUGGGGUGUGUGGAUUUUGGAUACGAGCGUACUUUAGAGGAUGCUAACCUUCACAUUUCAAUGGUGGAUCGGACUCGUCGUUAUAUUCAAACUUUAUGUGACGGGGUGUACCAUGAAUUGUGUAAAAAAAAAUCAUGCUUCUGUUGUAUAUGUAUUGGAAACAUAAUAUUUGUAUUCUCCUUUUUCUUGCAGCUCACCCGAGCUAUACGUGAGCUUUCAGAUUACCUCUUGCUUAUCGUCUGCCGGUCUGUCCGUUAUUUUUAACUUCCCCAGAACCACUGGAUCACUUUCAAUCAAACUUGCAAUAAAGCACCCCUGGUUAAAGGAAUUCAAAUCUAUUCAAAUGAAGGAUCGUGCCAUUUUCAAACGGGGGAAUAAUUAAAAAAUAGUAAAAAUAUAUUGGCAUCAUUUAAAACCUUUUCUCAAGAGUUACUAAACCAGAAAAGACAAAAACCUCCGUGAAAGAUUUCUUAAUGAGUGUGAACUCAUAUUUGUUCAAAUCAUGAACCACGGGAGUAGGGUAGGGCCACAAUAGGGAUAAACAUUUACAUCGGGAUACAUAGGAAAAGAAUAUUUUACUUCAGAACAACUGCAGGGUCUAGAUCAAUCAUAUUAUUGUGCAGGCAUUCUCAGGUAGUGUAGUUUUUAGCUUGGUUACGGGGGUAGGGUAGGACAACAGUUCGGAAACGAAGUUUUAGAUGGGAAUUUAUAGAGAAUCUAAAAAAGAGCAACAGGACCAUUACUGGUCACACUAACAUGCAGGCGUCAUCAGGAAUUGGAAAUUCAAGUUUGUUCAAUUUGUGGCCCCCGGGGAAAGGGUGGGCCGCAAUAAGGAAUCGAAAUUUUACAUGGGAACAUUUAGCGAAAAAGUUUUAAAAUCUUCUUAAUAUGAACAACUAGGUCAUGUUUGUCAUUUUGAUAGACAAGCAUCCUCAGGUAGUGCAGAUUUGAAAUUGUUCAAAUCAAUGCACACACCCCAUCCCGGGAUAUGAUGGGGUCACAAAAUGUUUUCAUAGUUUUACAUUGGAAUAUAUUGGGGAAACUUUAAAAAUUCUCCUCGAGAGUGCCAGAACCAUGGGGGUUGAGUGUGUGGGAGGGGGAGGGGCGUAGGAUAGGAUCUCAAUAAUUAUCAAAUUUCUACAUAAGAAUAAAUAGCAAGAAACCUUUAAACAUCUUCUCAAGAGCAGCAGGACAAAGACUAGUCACAUCAAUAUGCAAGCAUCUUCAUGAAAUGCAAAUUAACGUUACACCAAAUCGCUGUCCCGAGAUAGCACGGAUAGGUUUGGUCUAUACAAUAUGGAAUUAACGUUUUACAUGGGAAAUGUUUGAAAAUGUUCUUCUCAAAAGGAACAGAGCCAGUAUUUGUAUCUUCAGGUAGAGCGGAUUGAAGUUUGCUUAAAAGAUGGUCGACAGGGGUGGGUUGGAGCAACAACAGGGAAUCAAAAUUUUAUGUGGGAAUAUAUCUUCCAUAAGGUCUUUAAAAAUCCUCUUUUUUUAGAACUUCUAGUCCUAAGUCGUGAUUAAUCAUAUUACUAUGUAAAUAUUCCAAUCUAGCACAGAUUCAUAUUUGAUCAAAUCAUGGUCCCUGGAGCUAAAAUAGGGACUCUGAUUUUUACGCGAGAAUAAAUGUAGGAAUAUUUUGAAAAGAUUCUUUCAAGAACAGCAGGGUCACACUAAAUCAUAUUUAUGUGCAAACAUGCCAAAUGGUGUGGAUGCAAAUUGUAUUCUUCAAUUUAUAGACCCUAUGGUUAGAGUUGGGCUAGAAUCGGAAAUCAGAUUUUACACUCAUUUACGAGGGGAUAAUCUUAUUUUAUGAUUUGCAAAGUCAAUGUCCAUGCAUCACUAUGUUGUAUGGAUCACAAUUCGGUUAAAUCAUGAGACUAGGGUGGAGUUACAUGUAUGACAUGGUGGAAAUAGAGAGGAUAACAAUCUUAUAAAAAUCUUCUGGACUCAGGCGAGCGUUGUGGACCAUGUGUCUCUUGUAUUUCAAUUUUCAUUUUUACAUUCCUUUAUAUUGUAAACUGGUGAUACUUAUGUAUGUACUUAUACUUAUGUAUCAGCCUUUCAUACAAUCAUUGGAAUUUCUAGAUCAAUACAAUGUCUUAGCCACCUGACAAGUACAAUAUUCACCGAGGCCAUAGGACGAGGUGCUUGUAUUAUGAUACGAGAGUAGUUAAAGCAUCGUAUUCAUCGAGAAAAUAUCAAUAAUUGUUUCAUGAUAUGAUUGAGUAAUUCAGAGCAUUGAAACCGGCUACUAGAGUUAAUAGAAACGAAACGAUACCUGAUCGGCUAUCUUUGUUUACAGCUAAAGUGCAAGACCAAGUAGAAAGUGAUUAAAGAUAAUAGCUUUCAAUAGACGACAACCAAACUGAUAACCAAUGGUAUCAAUUUGGGAAUUCGAAACUUAUCUUUGGAUGUUGGAAUUAUCUUGCUUUACCUCGAAGGCACGUGGAGGUGAAUAUUGUGUUCAAUUCUUUUUUAGAAAGCUCGGAAUUACCCAUCAUGUAAAAUGGAAGAGAGAGAGAGAUUCUUUAGAAAGCUCGGAAUUACCCUAUCAUGUAAAAUGGAAGAGAGAGAGAGAGAGAGAGAGAGAGAGAGAGAGAGAGAGAGAGAGAGAGUAUAUCUAAAGAUGAUAAUGUUGUAUUUUUUUCCAUGGAAGAAUGUGCAAGUUUGUAUGACAAUGCUAUUUUGUUGUACAAAUCAUGUUUAUUCAUAUGAAAAUAUCAGAAAAAGAUAAUGGUGGGCUAGUAAAUAAAUGUAAUCAUACAUAAAAGAAUGCGGUAGAUGUAUCUUACCAUUGCAUUACAUGUACACAUACAAUAUAAUUAUUAUUGAAAUUAUUAUUAUUUGUUGUCAAUGAUUAUCAUACAAUAUGAAUGAACCGUUCUUUAUCAACAGUUUUUUUUCUACCGAAACAUUAUCUAAAAUAAUUAAUGUUUAAGACUUGUAUAUUUUACUCCGUUCUAUUUAUAUACAGUAUAACAUUUCUACAGCGAAGAACUGGGAACGAAAAAUUUUGAUUUGUUAACUAUAAAAGUAAUUUGUUCCUCAUUAUAUCCAGUAAGUUCAUGUUAUGUUUUAAAACUACAAGGAAUAAAAAUCACUUUACUGUAAGUGUGAUUUCAUUAUAAGGGUGUUCUCUGUAACCGUGUUUUAAUGUAAGUGUGAGUUCAUUAUAAGUGUUUUCCCUGUAACCGUGUUUUACUGUAUUGGCUUUAGGAUAUGUAUUGUUUAAUGAUCAACAUUAAUAAAGUUUGUAAUUUUGA
This is a messenger RNA of Ostrea edulis (European flat oyster), 7280 nucleotides long. RefSeq names its product slit homolog 2 protein-like. Gene Ontology annotation, cellular component: plasma membrane; extracellular matrix. The record is from RefSeq and is a predicted model, not a curated record. Gene Ontology annotation, molecular function: protein binding. The coding region runs from base 270 to 1121 and encodes 283 amino acids. The transcript has 9 exons. Lineage: Eukaryota; Metazoa; Mollusca; Bivalvia; Ostreida; Ostreidae.